AUGUUUGGGAUUCAGGAGAAUAUUCCGCGCGGGGGGACGACCAUGAAGGAGGAGCCGCUGGGCAGCGGCAUGAACCCGGUGCGCUCCUGGAUGCAUACGGCGGGGGUGGUGGACGCCAACACGGCCGCCCAGAGCGGCGUGGGGCUGGCGCGGGCGCACUUCGAGAAGCAGCCUCCUUCCAACCUCCGGAAGUCCAAUUUCUUCCACUUCGUGCUGGCGCUCUACGACAGGCAGGGGCAGCCGGUGGAGAUUGAAAGGACCGCUUUUGUGGACUUUGUGGAGAAAGAGAAAGAGCCCAACAACGAGAAAACCAACAACGGCAUCCACUAUAAACUCCAGUUACUCUACAGCAACGGAGUCAGAACGGAGCAGGAUCUGUAUGUUCGCCUCAUAGAUUCAAUGACCAAACAGGCCAUCGUCUACGAGGGCCAGGACAAGAACCCGGAGAUGUGCCGCGUGCUGCUGACCCACGAGAUCAUGUGCAGCCGGUGCUGCGACAAGAAGAGCUGUGGCAAUAGAAAUGAGACACCCUCAGACCCUGUGAUCAUUGACAGAUUCUUUCUAAAGUUUUUCCUCAAGUGCAAUCAGAACUGUUUGAAGAAUGCAGGCAACCCCCGGGACAUGCGAAGAUUCCAGGUUGUCGUGUCCACCACGGUCAACGUGGACGGCCACGUGCUGGCCGUGUCCGACAACAUGUUUGUGCACAACAACUCCAAACACGGGCGGCGCGCCCGCCGCCUGGACCCGUCAGAAGGUACGGCCCCUUCUUAUCUGGACAAUGCCACUCCGUGCAUCAAGGCCAUCAGUCCCAGCGAAGGCUGGACCACGGGGGGCGCGACUGUGAUCAUCAUCGGAGACAACUUCUUUGACGGGCUCCAAGUCGUGUUCGGGACGAUGUUGGUGUGGAGCGAGCUGAUCACGCCCCACGCCAUCCGCGUCCAGACCCCACCGAGGCACAUUCCUGGAGUUGUCGAAGUCACCUUGUCCUACAAGUCCAAGCAGUUCUGUAAAGGUGCUCCGGGGCGGUUUGUCUACACCGCCCUUAAUGAACCAACCAUAGAUUACGGCUUUCAGAGGUUGCAGAAAGUGAUCCCAAGACAUCCGGGUGAUCCCGAAAGGUUACCCAAGGAAGUGUUGCUCAAGAGGGCGGCCGACCUCGUGGAAGCCUUAUACGGGAUGCCCCACAACAACCAGGAGAUCAUCCUGAAGCGGGCGGCUGACAUCGCCGAGGCGUUGUACAGUGUCCCUCGCAACCACAACCAGAUCCCUACCCUGGGCAACACCCCUGCACACACGGGCAUGAUGGGCGUGAACUCGUUCAGCAGCCAGCUAGCAGUCAAUGUCGCAGAGACGUCACAAGCCAACGACCAAGUCGGCUACAGUCGCAACACGAGCAGCGUGUCCCCGCGAGGAUACGCGCCGAGCAGUACUCCCCAGCAGUCCAAUUACAGCACAGUCAGCACUAGCAUGAAUGGAUACGGAACUGGCGCCAUGGCCAAUCUAGGGGUCCCGGGCUCGCCUGGAUUUCUUAAUGGCUCCUCCGCUAACUCGCCCUACGGCAUAGUGCCGUCCAGCCCCACCAUGGCAGCCUCUUCGGUCACCCUCCCUUCAAACUGUAGCAGUACACACGGCAUUUUCUCAUUCUCACCUGCCAAUGUCAUCUCUGCAGUGAAACAAAAGAGCGCCUUCGCGCCCGUGGUCCGGCCCCAAGCCUCCCCUCCUCCUUCCUGCACCAGCGCCAACGGGAACGGACUGCAAGCUAUGUCUGGGCUGGUAGUCCCGCCCAUGUGA
Molecule: messenger RNA, 1791 nt
Organism: Rangifer tarandus platyrhynchus (Svalbard reindeer)
Lineage: Eukaryota; Metazoa; Chordata; Mammalia; Artiodactyla; Cervidae
Source: the annotation of a GenBank genome assembly